Messenger RNA from Equus caballus (horse), 8534 nucleotides. RefSeq names its product spermatogenesis associated 13 (gene SPATA13). Gene Ontology annotation, molecular function: protein binding; guanyl-nucleotide exchange factor activity. The record is from RefSeq and is a predicted model, not a curated record. Lineage: Eukaryota; Metazoa; Chordata; Mammalia; Perissodactyla; Equidae.
UGUACACCUUAAACUAAUACAGUACUGUAUGUCAAUUAUAUCUCAAUAAAACUGAAAAGAAGAUUUUUAAGUAACUGUAAGAUAUUAUCCCUUUAGUGUUAAAAGUAACCAAAAAGGGGGGAAAAUGUCAUUAGGGCUCAAACUUUUCUCUUUUUAAGUAUGUAAAUAUUUCCUUGUUCUUUGGUUCAACUUCUCAAAAUAUGGUAGUUGAUCUGGAAUCUUAUGAGUUGACUUCCUCAUUUAAAAUCCGAAGACAACUGUUUACAGCAUUCUGUGGACUCUGUAGUCCAACUCCCAUGCUAAAAAAAAAAAGGACUGUACAGGGUCUUUCUUAUUAUGAUACAUUAAUUUUCAUUAAGGGAAAUUAGGUAAUGAUGUAUAGCUUUAAAUAGUGAGAUGCUAUUGUUCUGAUUUUAUAAUAUGUAAGGCCUAAGGUUUCAUUUUCUGGAGUUGGAGCACAGCACUGGUACCGCAGGCUGCUGUUAAGCGAUAUCAUCUAAUCUGGGAGUUUCUACCCUACGUUCCUCCAAGGGCUCCAUGGACAGAAGUCAGGAAGUGGGGGGUUAUUUUUAUUUUCACUGUCCUCCAGCUAAAAUGUAGCAUUUCCUUCAAUUAUGAAUGUAGGCAUCAAACCAGCGCAAUUGAAGCAACACCUGUGAUUCCGUCACCAAGAGAAAUCACAGACCUUUUUCACAUCAUACCGCAGUUUUUGUGUAUCCUAGAAUAUCACUCGUGCUCGUCAGUGCUUGAGAAGCUGGCAGUGCUGGCCCUAUCACUACUCCUCUUAAUUCAUAUGUUACCUAUAUUAUUAUAUCACAGUUCUUUAAUAUUUUGAUAAUUGUAUUUCAAAACAAUCAGCUUCCUUUAUAAUCCCAUCUAUUUUAUUUUAUGCACUUAAAAAUGUGAUUCUGAGAAGGGGUCCCUGGGUCCCCAGCACCAUUCUCAGAGCCUCUCAUAACUGCCAUCCCUCCUCCUCUUCCUCCAAGCAACUCACCAGCCAACCGCAGGAAAACCUGCAAUGUUGUUUCCUUUCUGUAAAGCCUGCCUCAAGGAUGCAGGGUUGCAGAGCAGAAAGGACAGAGAUUUUGAAAUCAGACAGACUGGGUGAACAAUGGGCCCCUCCCCUUUCUGGCUCUAUUGAUGUGAGCAAGUAAUUUAUUUAUUUUAGCCCUAAUGUUGUAAUCAGUAAAACGUGGCAAAUAGUACCUACCUCACAGGGUAGUUGUGAAGAUCAAAUAAGGUAACACUGUCUGGUAUGGUUCUGGCACGUCCUAAGCAUUCAGACAUCAUAGCUCUCAUUACUGCCGUCACUGCUGUCCUCAGCGACGUUGACUGUCAGGUUGUUUUUCCCUCCUCACGUCCAGCUUGGUGACUAUACCUGGAUUCCCUACCAUAUCCAGGACUCUGACAGCCUAGGAAAACCUGGGAGGCUUGCUUUUUGUAGUAAUACACAUCUCUGGAAUACCUUUGGCUCGUCCAGAGUAAAUUCUCUUUGCUUUAGUCUAUUUUUUUAAAAUUUUCACGAAGCAUCUUAAUGUCCUUGCCUAUAGUAUUUUCUUCUGAAUUGUGUUUUUGUGUUAGUUUCCUAGGGCUGCUGUAGCAAAUUACCGCAAACUGGGUAGCUCAAAACAUCAUAGAGGCCUGAAGUCUGACCUCAGGUGUGGGCAGGGCCGCGCUCCCUCGAAGGCCCAGCGGACAGUCCGUCUGGCAGCCUCCAGCUCUGGUGGGGUGGGCAAUCCUUGGGGCUCCUUGGCUUACAGACCCAUCACUCUGAUCUUUGCCUCUGUCCUCACAUGACUUUCUUCCUUUUGUCUUUGUGUCCACAGUUCCCUCUUCUGGGGACACCAGCCAUUGGAUUAGGGCCCAGUUCAGCCAGUAUCACUUCAUCUCAACUCGAUUACAUUCAAACACCAUAUUUCAAAAUAAGGUCACGUUCCCAGGCACUGGGGGUGAGGACUUCAGCGCAUCUUUUAGGGGGAGACAGUUCCACCCACGGCACUUGGGGUGGACCCCAGUUGACCCUACACACUUACUUUAAACCAGGCUUCUGAAUGGAUGUAUGUGACAUUGCGCUUUUUUCCUCAGGUUAAUUUUACUCUCACUGUGGUUUCAAAAAAUGUUUUGAAGUAUCUAACUGGAGGUGAUGAGAUCUGUCUUGGCUUUCUUACUUUUGAAAAAUAUAGAAAGGAAUCUUGGAAGAAAAAAUGUAGGACCCCAAAAUGGGAAGGUACUUUAUACUGAGAAGCAAGAGGUGAAAGGGCAGGCACUGCACUGACAAGAGUGUUUACAAAGUUUAUGACUUGGGUGUGAAGUGGCCACUCGGGCUUAGAGAGCCCUGGGUGCAUGCGAAGCUCAGGCUGCUGGAUCCUGGAUCGGGAGAAGAAGCUGGACCAGGCUGAGCUCCAGCGUGGCCACUCACACCCCUGAUGACAGUGUUUCAGAGGCCAGAGAAAGUUCCAGAGAGCAUGGACGUGGUCAGCUGCCUGUUCCUUCAGUGUGUCUGCGGGCCGCCACUGCCUGCAGCCGAGUCCAGGGUUGUUACUGAGGAAUCCUGGAGGCGGGGCUCAUCACAGGAGGAAGAAAGGACAGAGGCUCAGAGGAUCACCAGGAGGAGAUGGGGUUCUGGGAGAAGGUCAAGGCCUCGACCGCUCUCUGACUAUGGCCAGUUGGCCAGCCGAAGUUUGUCUAUUCCUGAAGACUCAGUUGCUGUAGACCCCCAGAAAGAGGACAUUGUGGACAGUGACCACCAGCCGAGCAUGGCCUCCACGGACCCUGCAGACCACAACCCUGCUGUGGGCGGCCCCAAGGGAAGCCGGAGAAGACGCCCCAUCUCUGUGAUAGGUGGGGUCAGCUUCUAUGGGAACAACCAGACAGAGGAAAUCGAGAAUCUUCUAGCCCAACCGGCAGCCAGGCCGCCCGUGCCAGCUCACCAGGUGCCCCCCUACAAAGCAGUUUCGGCACGAUUCCGGCCUUUCACGUUUUCCCAGAGCACCCCCAUUGGGCUGGACCGCGUGGGACGCCGGCGGCAGAUGAGAGCAUCCAACAUUUCUUCAGAUGGAGGUACUGAGUCCUCUGCCCUAGUGGAUGACAAUGGCAGUGAGGAGGACUACAGCUAUGAAGACCUGUGUCAGGCCAACCCCAGAUACCUGCAGCCAGGCGGGGAACAGCUGGCCAUCAAUGAGCUGAUCAGCGAUGGCAGCGUGGUCUGCGCAGAAGCCCUGUGGGACCACGUGACCAUGGACGACCAGGAACUGGGCUUCAAGGCAGGAGACGUGAUCCAGGUUCUAGAAGCCUCCAACAAGGACUGGUGGUGGGGCCGGAAUGAAGAUAAGGAAGCCUGGUUCCCCGCCAGCUUUGUCAGACUGCGCGUCAAUCAGGAGGAGCUGUCGGAGAACUCCAGCAGCUCCCAGGGCGAGGAGCCGGAGGAGGACGCUGGCAGGAGCCGCCACAAACACUCUGAGAGCAAGCACCAGAUGCGGACCAACGUCAUCCAGGAGAUCAUGAACACUGAGCGCGUGUACAUCAAGCACCUCAAGGACAUCUGCGAGGGGUAUAUUCGACAGUGUCGCAAGCACACGGGAAUGUUCACUGUUGCACAGCUAGCCACCAUUUUUGGAAACAUCGAAGAUAUUUACAAAUUCCAAAGAAAGUUUCUGAAAGACCUUGAGAAACAGUACAAUAAAGAGGAACCUCACUUAAGUGAAAUAGGAUCCUGUUUUCUUCAACAUCAAGAGGGCUUUGCGAUCUACUCCGAGUACUGUAACAACCACCCGGGCGCCUGCGCGGAGCUGUCCAGCCUGAUGAAGCAGGGCCGGUACCGACACUUCUUCGAGGCCUGCCGCCUGCUCCAGCAGAUGAUCGACAUCGCCAUUGACGGCUUCCUGCUCACGCCGGUGCAGAAGAUCUGUAAAUACCCUCUGCAGCUGGCCGAGCUGCUCAAGUACACCACGCAGGAGCACAGUGAUUACAACAACAUAAAGGCGGCGUACGAGGCCAUGAAGAACGUAGCCUGUUUGAUCAAUGAGCGCAAACGGAAGCUGGAGAGCAUAGACAAGAUAGCGCGGUGGCAGGUGUCCAUCGUGGGCUGGGAGGGACUGGACAUUUUAGACCGAAGUUCAGAAUUGAUCCAUUCUGGGGAGCUGACCAGAAUCACUAAGCAAGGCAAGAGCCAGCAGCGGACUUUCUUCCUGUUUGACCACCAGCUCGUGUCCUGCAAGAAGGACCUGCUGCGCAGGGACAUGCUCUAUUACAGAGGCCGCAUGGACAUGGAUGACAUGCAGCUCGUGGACCUGGAGGACGGGCGGGACAAGGACUGGAACCUCAACGUGAAAAACGCUUUCAAGCUCGUCAGCAAGACCACUGACGAGGUUCAUCUGUUUUGUGCCAAAAAACAAGAAGACAAGGCGAGGUGGCUGCAGGCCUGCAGGGAUGAAAGGAGGAGGGUGCAGGAGGACCGGGAGAUGGGCAUGGAAAUUUCAGAAAAUCAGAAGAAGCUCGCCAUGUUAAAUGCUCAGAAGGCAGGGCAUGGGAAGUCAAAAGCAGGCUACAGCGCGUGCCCCGCGGCGCCGCCGCCCCAGAGCCUGCACCCGGUGCACCAGCGCCACGUCACCGUGCCGGCCAGCGUGCCGCAGCAGCAGGUCUUCGCGCUGGCCGAGCCCCGGCGGAAGCCCUCGCUGUUCUGGCACACCUUCAACAAGCUCACGCCCUUCCGCAAGUGACGCGGGCGCGCUCCGCCGCGGGGGAGGGGGCCGCCUGGUUUCUUCUGCGCUAAAUCCAAGGGACGGACGGACCCGUGCUGAGCACUUCUUUGGGGAUCAGUGAAGAAGAGAAGGACUUGGAGUCGCCUUCAGUCUUCGGAGACCCAGCUACCUCCUUGGAAGGAGGGGAGGGCGUGACGCACGUGUCCGGCGCGCGGGGCCCCUGCGGCCGGUGGCGGCGCGGCAGACAUGCGCAGUAGCGUCAGGCUCGCCUGCACGCUGAGCCGAGCCGCGCUCAGGUCAGGAGGGAGGCCCCGAGGAGCGGGCUGUCCGCCUUGGACUUUGCAAGGAAUGAUCGGGGUGGGUUGGUACGAUCCUGCCUCGCGCCUGCGCCACGGCUGUCUGCUCCACAGUGUGAGGGGACAGUGCAGGUGGCCGCGGUGCUCCCUGGCGUCCUCGGAAUCUACACAGUUGCCGAGUUGUAGUGCAGAUUCCUCCCCGACAGCUGGAGGGAAGGCGGGCGAGCUGGGCGGGGCCGGCGAGGUCUGCACUGCGGAGCCACCCACCCGUGACCCACCCUAGGGAAGACGCUGGCGCUUUCAAGGGAGGGGGUGGGAGAGCCUACUGCGUGCGAGCUGGGCGUGUCCUUUUCGAGUCAGGAAGCCGCCUGCCCGUGUGCAGGGUGUAACUCCACGCGCAGAAAGCACGUCCUAACCAAGAAACGCUCUUCACACGUAUCUGUUUGCCGCAUAAAGACCCAUUUCCUUUAGUUUUAUGAUGAAGUGAGUGUGCAGGGGCACCAGCUGGGAGGCAUUCUGAAGGAGCAGCGCUGUGCCCGUUCUGCCGGCUGUUUCUGGCGUCCUCGCCAAUUAAGUUACAGUCACAUGGACGUUCCGCCGAGAAAGCAUGAGGUCCACAGCACUUCGGCCUCCUCGGGGUCUGAAGUGGCUGCGCUGCGUGAACCGCUGCGGUCGCACUGACUGUACUGUUGGUAGCACGUCAGCAGGUCUCGGAAGAUUCGUUCUGUAUAAGAGACCUUGACAAAAUGUGUCUAGACUCAGCAGUCUUUUUUCACCAGGGCCUCAUGGGCUGAUACCUGUCAAUAGUAAUCUCUUUGUCUUUGUCUAUAUUGUAAAUUUUGAUGAAAAUAACUUUUAAAUAUGUCCAGACAAGACAGACUCUGCAAGAGAGGUGCCGUUCUGGUUUGCUGAGUGCACUGCCUGGGGCUGCCGCAUGGCACCCUUGCUGGUUUUCUAUUGAGACACACUUUUGUAUGCUACUCUCGGAAAGUUCCUUUUUCUACUAGGCCCCUGCUUGAGAAUAGACAAACCUGGGCUGUGAUAGACACAGGUGUACUCUGAGUCUCCAAGUGUGCCGUUCCCCCACUCCCCCCACCCUCCACCGCACCCAGAGCUGUUGCUGAAGGAGGUGACGGCAUGCAUCAAGACGACACAGUCCCGCACGUCUUGGGCGGGCCUUAGAGUGCUGUGUGAAAACGCGUCAGGAAAUCUCAUCUGUUCGUGACCCUCCCCGGCCCCUGUGCUGGCCCGUAGGCCGUGUUGCUGGAAGGUUGUGUUGCCCUGUGGCUGACGACCCCGGAGCUGCUCUGUGGCCCUUCAUACCGAGUGCGCACGCAUGCACGUGUGUUUCGUUUUUGAAUAGACAUCUCAAUUUUAGUUGCAUUUAUGUAACUGACCUUUUUACUAACAAAAUAUGAUAUAUUUUAAAGACUAUACUUAAUAUCCUUUUUGUGGACCCCUAAGCAAUAACUGUAGGGGUCUUUGUGCUAAAUAGAGUUGUUUGUACAUACAGCAGUGUUGAACAGUUGAGUUGUUUUUUUUUUAAUGUAAGAGAAUUACUUUAAGGAAGUAAAGAGAAUUAUUUGCUCGUGUUACAUUUUCAGUGAGGAUUCAGUUCAAGUAAAGAUCCCCUCGGAGGGCUUCCGUUUACUGUUUACUAAUGGGCAGUGAAGAAAUGCUUUAAGUUCUCUGACCGGUGCUGCGUCAUUUCCCAGCUGAGCCCUAUCUUCUGGUUUCCCUCUCUCCCUCCGUGGGCUUCCUAACACAGGAGCAGGCAGCUGGGACCCCAGGGCGGCCCUGUCAGCUAUGUGCCAUGUGCGAGUCGUUUGAUCAAAUAUCUGGUCUGGGUGGGUCCUGCUUGGAUUUUCAGGUGAUUUUGAAAACUGCUAAAAUAUAUUUAAAGGAUGAAACAUCCUUUGACUUCUUGAAAUCGGUAUGUCUAGCUUGGGUUGUGUGACCAGCUACCCGAGUUCUAUAAAGAAUCAGUGGCUCAAGUGUUCUAAUUUGGGGUUUGCCAAACUUCCUUCUUGAUUUAAGUCACAUGGUCCACUUGGAAAGAGAAAAAACAAAGAACCUCCCAUAUGGAUUAUGUAUGAAUUUCGCUGAGAAUCUCACUGUCUCUGUCUUUCUCUUUUUUCUCUCUACACUGCAUAAUAUGGAUGGAGCAAACAAAAAGAGGUGGGGUAACAUUUUGAUGAAUUUCGCUUAUUCUAUCAUUCAUAUUUCAGAAUUUGCCAACUCUGUUGAAAGAAGUUGAAGUGGCCUCAGGUCAAAAGCAACCUUCUCAAUUUUGAUCAUACCUAAAAUGCAUAACAACCUUGCGGUAGAUUAUAAGCAAUCACAAAAUAGAACAUUUGUAAAAUCCUGGAGAAACAGCAUUCUUUCUCUUGGUCUUGCAAACUAGAACACGAGUGGCGGCAGUUGGCCAGAGCUCUCCUGGGAUACCAUCUGCUUAGUUUAUUUUCCGUAGAUGUGAUUUUGUAGUUGAAAACAUUUCACUUUCAUCCCCACACUAUUUCUGAAUAUCGUUGUGCCUUUUGUCCCUAAUCCAGACGAAGACUAACUCUGUGCCUGUGCAGAAAAUCCCCUCAAUCCUACAUUGCUGUUGUCUAGACACAAAGCAAAAGUGCAUUUAAUUCAAAAUCUGUUUCACAAUAGACAUCUUUUGUAAAAGCCAUGAUCCAGCAUUUCAUCAGCUCGAACUCUCUACAUGCCCGAAGUGCUGAAAUCCCCAGUAGGAGGCGCCUUAGUUCCCUCGCCGGAGUGGAACAGCCCCACUGCCUGGAGUCAUGGAGGAGGUAGCUGUAGUAUUAUUGUUUCAAGGAGAGGAGAAACAGAUGUGUCCCUCACGGGAUGGUGCCAACAGUAUGGAGAAACGUCCUUUCCGUGGCUGACCGGCCAGGGGUGCUGGACACAGAUCAUCAAGGCCAAACUGCUCAAAACCAGUUGUCCCUGUGAUAGGCUUAACCUGCAGGCGCUUCGCCCUGCUGAAAUGUCCCUGGGCUAGUGCUGCUGUUCUCAGGAUGGAGGCAAGGAAAGUGGGUUCCAAAAAACUGAAAAAAAUACGUGGAAACUAUCUGGUCUUGAAAAGAACCCGGAACCUUAAAUAUUUCAUAAAAAUAUACUUGGCUACAACACACUUAACAUUAUUGCCUUUAGUUUUACAGGCAUUGAAAUUGCAUUAAGAAAAUACUUUAACUGGUUCUGUAAUUUAAUAAUUUGCCUUUUUGGGUAAAUAUUAGCAUCAGUUGUGUUUGCCUUACCUACUUUGCAAGGCUUUUGGUAACCUUUUCCUUCAAUUUUAACUCAUCAAGAUGAUGCUAUCUGAAUUAGUGAAGUGACAGCUUCCAAGCUGACGAAUUAGCUGUUGACAGCUGAAGUGUGUUGUACAAGAUUGCUGUAACUUGAUAUGUAUUUUUGUUGAAUGAAGUUUUUGUAAAAAAAAAAUUAUUUACAAUGUUAUUUUAAUGAUUCCUUGUAAAUGCUGUGAAUCUAUAUUUGUUGUUUUGUAUCUGUAUAUUAAAAUUAAUUUGCCAAA